Messenger RNA from Gambusia affinis (western mosquitofish), 4572 nucleotides. It is a transcript of the gene abcb10, whose product is annotated as ATP-binding cassette, sub-family B (MDR/TAP), member 10. Gene Ontology annotation, biological process: transmembrane transport. The transcript has 14 exons. NCBI's taxonomy places the organism in Eukaryota, Metazoa, Chordata, Actinopteri, Cyprinodontiformes, Poeciliidae. The coding region runs from base 544 to 2664 and encodes 706 amino acids. Gene Ontology annotation, molecular function: ATP binding; ABC-type oligopeptide transporter activity; ATP hydrolysis activity. The record is from RefSeq and is a predicted model, not a curated record. Gene Ontology annotation, cellular component: membrane.
GUAUUGCGUUAAGCUUAUUCGCUCUGUGUUUGUUUAGUUCUGCCUGGGAAAGUUUUCUUACAUCAUCAACCUCCCCGAGGCGGAUGUAUCGUGAGUUGCUGUAACCUGCGAGCCAAAGAGGGUCACCUUUAAUGUUUAUGUGAUUCCAGCUCAUUCCUGGUGGAUUCAGAUUGAAUUUCGCAGGGCUUUCCCGGAUGUUACGGCGGUUUUCGUCGCUGCUGUUUGCGCUCCAGGUGGCCGUCGGCGCAGACGAUAGUGACAGGCAGCAGCAGGGUGUUGGGAGCUGGUUAGUGAUAAGAGAUAAACUGGGUGAAAGGCGGCUGUCAGGGGCUGAUAAAGUCUACAAUAACGGUCUAAAAGACCCCGCAAUGUAGCGACGACAAGCGUCACUGCUGAGGAUAUGGAGUGCUGAGGGACUCUGCUUCGAGUGGACCGAAUCAGAACCACGUCGACGCUGUCAGUUAAUCAGUCAGCGGUUCUGAAUGUCUCUGUGAGACAUCAAUAUAAUCAGAUUUGUUAAAUUACAGUCUCACCGCUGGGACAAUGAGGCUUUUAAUUCGCAUGAACAGGAUGCAUUUAAAUAAAUUAAAGCUGGCCCAGUCCAGGUUGCUGUUCCUGGAGCACCGGGCGACCCUUUCAGCUUCCCACCGGAGGAGGAGGCAGUCCGCCGGGCUGAAGACCUCCGCAUGUCCACCACCCAGUCCCGUCCUCUCGGUCCUGUCCUGCAGCGCGUUUACCAGCGGACUCUCUUCCCUCCGUGGACGGACUGUCGCGCACACACCUGUUGCUUUUGCCAGCUCGUCGGCGGCCUCCACAGCUGCUGAGUCCGCGAAGAGCCAGACGGACGCGGAGAGCCAGCGGACUCCGACCACCGUCCCUGUGGAUGAUGUUAAACGGAUUCUGGAUCUCGCUCACCCGGAGAGAUGGAGACUGGCUGCCGGCAUUGGCUUCCUGACCGUCUCCAGCGCCGUGACCAUGUCGGCUCCCUUCUUCCUGGGCCGAGUCAUAGACACCAUCUACACGUCCGGCGCAGACACGGAGACCAUGACAGCCUCUCUGACGUCCCUCUGCCUCAUGCUGACCGGGGUUUUCCUGUGCGGCGGCGCGGCGAACGCUGCCAGAGUUUACCUCAUGCAAGCGUCAGGCCAGCAGAUAGUCCGUAAUCUCCGAGCCGCGGUUUUUUCCGCUGUCCUCAGGCAAGAAGUGGGUUUUUUUGACAAGAACAGGACCGGUGAGCUCAUCAACAGGUUGUCGUCCGACACGUCGGUGGUGGGCCACUCGAUCACGGACAACCUGUCAGACGGGCUGAGAGCCGUCGCUCAGGCAGUGGCCGGCGUCAGCAUGAUGUUCUAUGUCUCUCCCAAUCUUGCAAGUUUCGUUUUGAUGAUUGUUCCUCCCAUCGCCGUUCUUGCGAUCAUCUAUGGCCGAUACCUUCGCUCCAUCUCCAAACAAACACAAGAUGCGCUUGCACAAGCGACACAGCUGGCAGAGGAGCGGAUCAGCAACAUCCGGACGGUUCGGGCCUUUGGUAAGGAGCUGUCAGAGGUCGACGAGUACACACAGAAGACUGACUACGUCCUGAGCCUGGCCAGGAGGGAGGCCGUCAUCCGAGCCGGGUUCUUUGGCGUGACUGGUCUGAGCGGUAACCUCAUGAUCCUGUCGGUGCUCUACAAAGGAGGCCUCCUGACGGCCAGUCAGCACAUGACGGUGGGAGAGCUCUCCUCCUUCCUCAUGUACACCUUCUGGGUGGGCAUCAGCAUCGCAGGUCUAAGUUCGUUCUAUUCAGAGCUGAUGAAAGGUUUUGGAGCCGGAGCCAGACUCUGGGAGCUGCUGGACAGGAAGCCUGAGUUUCCUCUAAAUGAGGGACGGAUCCUUUCUCUAGAUCAGCUGAAAGGCCAGCUGGAUUUCUCCAAUGUCUCCUUUUCCUACCCGACAAGGAAGGACACUCCUAUUUUUCAGAAUCUGAACCUCCUGGUCCCGGCGGGAACCAUCAUGGCCGUGGUGGGGCCCAGUGGCUCGGGGAAGUCCUCCCUGGUGUCUCUGCUUCUCAGGCUGUAUGACCCAGAUGCUGGUACCAUUACCAUAGACGGUCAUGACAUCAGGGAUCUGAAUCCCUACUGGCUCAGGAAUCGCAUUGGGACUGUCAGCCAGGAACCAGUUUUGUUUUCCUGCUCCAUCAGAGAUAACAUUGCAUACGGCGCCGUCGACCCGGACGCUGUGACCGUUCAGGACAUCCACAGCGCCGCCAGAGCGGCCAACGCCUAUGACUUCAUCCAGAGCUUUCCCAAAGGCUUUGAUACUGUGGUGGGGGAGAAAGGAGUGCUGCUGUCAGGUGGUCAGAAGCAGAGGAUAGCCAUCGCCAGAGCUCUGCUCAAGAACCCAAAGAUCCUGCUGUUAGAUGAGGCCACCAGUGCACUGGAUGCUGAGAACGAGUUCCUUGUUCAGGAGGCUUUGGAGCGGCUCAUGGAAGGGAGGACGGUGAUGAUCAUCGCUCACCGCCUGUCCACCAUCAAGAACGCCGACUCCGUCGCCGUCCUGGACCAGCAGCGGGUGGCGGAGUGCGGCCAGCCCACGGAGCUGCUGGGAAACAGGCAGGGACUGUUCAGGAAGCUGAUGGAGAAGCAGGCGUUUCUCCAGGAAGAACAGCAGCGAGCGCUUCUCUGAGGACAGGAAGAGCAGGAGGGAGAAUGAAAUAUGAGGCGAACUGCAGUUUGAGAACAGAUUUCCUGAGACUGGAUCACAUUUGGACUGAAGCCGGGAUUCAUUUAUUCCUGAACACCGAUUUAAUCUGAGUAAGAUCUGGGGACAAACCUUUUACUCUCUGGAUGUUUGAUUCCUAAAUCAAGCCCUUCCACUUGCUAUGAAACACUUUGUGUAAUCACUUUAUACAAGUCAGCCAAAAACACUGCUAAAUGUAUAUUUAUGUACUGGUGUCUGUAUAACAAAUUAUUUUGAAACUUGAAGCUUUUUACUGCUCUUUUUAGGGCCUAAAUAAAUAUAAGCAGCUAUUUGUGGUUUUUACACUGUACUGAAGACGUUAUUGACCAACAUGUGCUCAUUUGUUUGGAAAGGUUUGGUCUAUAAAUUGUUUUCUAUGUAAAAUUGUCUUCCUUCAACAUCUGCAUUUACAGUUAUUUACAUUUAUUUUGAAGUGGCUCUAUAAAGCUGCUCAACUUGACCGUUUCUACGAAAGCGGGUCGAGUCUCCAAACCGUCGUCAGAAUCAGACGUCGUAAAGCUGCAGUAUGUGACUUUUACAAAAAAUAUAUUUCUUAACAUAUUUGUGAAACUGUCGCUAUUUCAACAGUUUAAUAUGAGACAGAUAAUUUGUGUAAAAAAUUUAGCUCUCUGGUUUCUCCCAGUGAUAACUAGAAACAACCAAUCAGAGCCAGGAGGCGGGUCUUAGCGCUGUCAAUCACCCUCUUUGUGGCGCUAGUAUAGCCUGUGGUGAAUGUUCAGGCUAGCAUGACCUCUGAUGACAGCAGAUAAACAGCUUUCCUACAACAGUGAGUUGUUUAUUUUCCAUUAGCACAUUUAGCAGUGAUUACAUGAGGAUGAUUGACAGCACUAAAACCUGUCUUCUCUGAUUGGUUGUUUUUGGUGAGGAGCUUUUUAAUAAAAGUUAGAUACUGUAGCUUAAAGGUUUUCUGUUGCAAAUUGGAGAAUAGAUGUAUAACAACUGUAUGUCUCUCAGAGAUGUAAAUAUCUCAUCAUGAAAGCCUUUAAUUCUUUAUAAACAUGUCAAAAACCAGUGAACUGUUCAUUGCAAACUAAAUAUUACAGCUGAUAAAGAAAUCCAGACUAAGAAGGAAUAAAUCUCUACAUGAAACAUUUAAAAAGUCUGGAUUAAAUCCCCUCUUUUUUGUAAUAUCUGACUUUUAAAUGAAAACCUAAUUGGAAGCACCAAACAACAUUAUUAUUGCUUUUUUUCCCUCCCCAAAUGCCAUAAGAUUGUUCCCCCUGUGAAGAACUAUAAAAAUAAAACCUCUAGUAUAUAUAUUUAUAGUUGAUUUACAAAACAGGGCAAAAAUAAUUGUGCAUCUUUGAUACAAGUUCUGCCAUCACAGAACCGCUCUGAUCAUUUGUUACCUUUUAAUAUUAAAGUUUUUUUUUUGUUUUUUUUUUUAGUUCAUAAGGGAGCUUGACGUGAAAACUGAGAACAAAUCCAAUGUUGAACUUUCACUAAAUCUUAAUUUUGUGUUUGUUAGUUUGUGGUUUUGUAAAUGUGUAGCCAUUAAAUAUUUAUUGAUUUAAGUUUGUAGAUUGUAUGGCUGCAGAAAAUUAGUCCAGUUUUUGUUUUUUGUUUUUUAUUCAUCAUUUUUGUAGUUUGUUUUACCCUGUUUCAAUUUGAAAGUAUUUUGGUUUAGCCUCUAUUCAGAUUGCAGUUUUCCAUCAUUGUGUUUAUUAAUCCUUUCGCUUUAUGUUUUUAGUUUCCUGUUUGAAGUAAAAUUUCCAACAAGGAAAUAAAAUUGAGUUUAUCUGAUUCACUUCAGGUUAGAAUAAAUUAUCAAAUUGAUUUGUUUGUCAAUGUAGGAUCAAUGUCUGUCACAGGAAGUACAAAUGUGUUCUCUUU